Messenger RNA from Perkinsus marinus ATCC 50983, 945 nucleotides. RefSeq lists its product as hypothetical. The transcript has a single exon. Lineage: Eukaryota; Perkinsozoa; Perkinsida; Perkinsidae. Bases 1 to 945 code for a protein of 314 amino acids. The record is from RefSeq and is a predicted model, not a curated record.
AUGAGUGUGGAGUGGAACGCCGAUGAUGGAGCUUCACUCAAUAGUGUGGCCAAUGAUCUCCUUGAGGACUUGACCACUUUCAUCUCGGUCGCGAAGGACAUCAAUAAAUCGGAGCUGGGAGAGCUGGCCGCCCCCCCGUCCACUCUACGCGCUAGACUGCUAGAAGAACUCUGCCUCAGUACGGCCCCUGGUAAAGGAGCAACGACGGAGUCGCCCGGUGAAGACGCGGAUAUCUGCCGGAUGGUAGCUGAGGGAGCACCAAUUGGCCUCUUGAUCCCGGUUCGAGUAAAUGCGGAAUGGCCAGCAGUCGAUACUGACAAGUUUGGCAAACCAAAGAAGGAUGAGCCGUCCUUCGUGCGGUGGCCUGGCGAAAAACUCGAGGAGCUGAGGCUACACGACUGGCCGCAGGGCAGCAUUCCUCCAGAUAUGUAUAGGCUGUUCGAAGAGCUCAUAGCGAAGGAGCUUCGGCUAGGCCGGUUAUCAGAGAUUAAUCCGACGAGUCCAGACUGCAAGGCGUUGUCGAAAGUUCAUGUGAUGUGGAAAAACGGGAAGGAAUUUAAAGCCAUCCGACAAUUGGACGACUUCAGGAGGAGUGGUAUCAAUAUUACCGUACGUACUGGAGCUCUACUCGAAAGCAAAGGCGAAGACGGUACUGUCCGUGGCCUGAAAACAACCCGCUGUCUCCCUAGGUUCCGGGAUGUUUACGAUCUAUUGGCUAAUGUCCCGCGACCAACCCCUAGUAUUGGAGAUGAGGAUAGCCAAGUUUGGUUGUUAGAAUGGGACAUAGUAUCAGCGUUCAAAUUGAUUAGUGCGGAAUCGAGCGAACGCGGAUUCCUAUGCUCUCUGGACCCUCGGGAUCCCAGCAAAGCCUUCAAGCACAAUUGCCUGCCUUUCGGCCUCGUAACAUCCCCGAGCGUUUCCGGGAGGCGAGCCUACGCUGUGUAA